This is a messenger RNA of Mesorhabditis belari, 255 nucleotides long. The record is from the annotation of a GenBank genome assembly. Lineage: Eukaryota; Metazoa; Nematoda; Chromadorea; Rhabditida; Rhabditidae.
AUGAAUAAAGUACCAGAUCAGAUACGAGAGCCACUCGUUAAUGCGAUGAUUGCUGUGUCGAUAAGCUCAAAGCAGGUUGCUAAUCCAAAGCCAAUGUCAAAAGACGUUUUGCCGAUGCUCCACGCACUCACAAAUGAAAUGAUCAAGGAGAUGCUAACGCGGGCUGCUACCUUGGCGAGUAAUUCAGGACGAGAUCACGUAACCAGCGAAGAGUUUCAACGGAUUCUCCCUCAAAUAUUACUCGACUUUGCGGCA